UAAGUAAUUUUCUCUCGUCUUCAAGUUCAAAGGUCGCUGCUGUCUUGGUCGUGAAAUUUUGUCAGCCGCCAUUGUCAAUCACAGCCACAAAAAAAAAAAAAAAAAAAAAAUCCUUUUCAUUUCAAUUUCCAUUGUUCUGAAACCAGUCUUCCUUCGAAAUGGCCUCACUACGAGGUUUAGUUUCGCUUUCUCCAAACCCAAUAUUCCUCCACAAAAGAUUCAAGCUCAAAGUCAUCACCCCAUUCUCAAGUACCCUCCAGAUUGCUUCGCGUCUCACCGUCCGAUGCGCGGUUCGCUUCCGUCCUUGCAUCGACAUACACAAGGGGAAGGUGAAACAAAUUGUUGGGUCAACUCUUAGUGAUUCGAAGGAUGAUGGGACAAAGCUUGUAACGAAUUUUGAAUCCGAUAAAUCCGCUGCAGAGUUUGCGAAUUUGUACAAGGAAGAUGGGCUUACAGGUGGCCAUCUUAUAAUGCUUGGAGCUGACCCUUUAAGUAAAGCUGCAGCCAUCCAAGCGCUUCAUGCCUAUCCUGGCGGUUUGCAAGUUGGAGGGGGGAUCAAUUCGGACAAUUCUUUGAGUUACAUUGAGGAAGGAGCCAGCCAUGUCAUUGUCACUUCAUAUGUAUUUAGCAAUGGUCAAAUGGACCUUGAAAGGCUUAAAGAUCUUGUCUGUGACGUUGGGAAGCAGAGACUUGUGUUGGACCUUAGUUGCAGAAAGAAGGAUGGUAAAUAUGCAGUUGUCACUGAUAGAUGGCAGAAAUUCAGUGAUGUAUAUCUUGAUGAAAAAGUGUUAGAUUUUCUUGCCGGUUAUGCAGAUGAAUUUCUGGUCCAUGGUGUUGAUGUUGAAGGGAAAAAGCUUGGUAUCGAUGAAGAGCUUGUAGCAUUGCUUGGCAGGCACUCACCGAUUCCUGUGACUUAUGCAGGUGGUGUGACGACAAUGGGUGAUUUAGAGAAGAUAAAAACGGCGGGUAUGGGACGGGUGGAUGUUACUGUUGGCAGUGCUUUAGAUAUAUUUGGUGGGAACCUAGCAUACAAAGAUGUUUUUGCUUGGCAUUCCCAGCAAGAGGAGGUCUUGACAAAUUAGUGACUUUUUUUUUUCAAUGUCCAUCUUUGUAAUGGUUUUAUAAUUUUAAAAAUAGUCUUAUUGAAUACUUUGGAAUUGUUUCCCAUUACAAUUUUCUAAUAACUGCUAGUAGACUUGAAACCGAAUUUUUGUUGA
Pistacia vera is the source of this 1217-nucleotide messenger RNA. Its product is annotated as 1-(5-phosphoribosyl)-5-[(5-phosphoribosylamino)methylideneamino] imidazole-4-carboxamide isomerase, chloroplastic. The coding region runs from base 159 to 1082 and encodes 307 amino acids. The transcript has 7 exons. Gene Ontology annotation, cellular component: cytoplasm. Gene Ontology annotation, biological process: L-tryptophan biosynthetic process; L-histidine biosynthetic process. The record is from RefSeq and is a predicted model, not a curated record. Gene Ontology annotation, molecular function: 1-(5-phosphoribosyl)-5-[(5-phosphoribosylamino)methylideneamino]imidazole-4-carboxamide isomerase activity. NCBI's taxonomy places the organism in Eukaryota, Viridiplantae, Streptophyta, Magnoliopsida, Sapindales, Anacardiaceae.